Knipowitschia caucasica is the source of this 543-nucleotide messenger RNA. The record is from the annotation of a GenBank genome assembly. NCBI's taxonomy places the organism in Eukaryota, Metazoa, Chordata, Actinopteri, Gobiiformes, Gobiidae.
AUGUGUCAGAGAGCCUCAUGUUUGUACCUGUGCUGCAGCGGCGUCGAGGAGCGGCUGAACCACAGAUCUGCGUCUCCUUCAGAUCCUGUCGAGUCUCUGUCAAACUUCACCAGGAAAGUCGGUGCAUUCGUCAACAAACCCAACGCUCAGCUGACAGCAGCGAGUCUGGACCUGCCGUUCUCUGCGUUUGCUCCCAGAGGUUUGGAGGCAGAAGAACAUGACCACAUGGUGCAGCCCCCGGACUCCCCCUCAGCCUCCUCUCCCCUCCAGGGCAGUCUCCACUCUCAGGGCUCUGAAAGCUCCGGGCCGCAGGACGACUUUGUCAUGGUCGACUUUAGACCGGCCUUCUCCAAAGACGACCUUCUCCCCAUGGACCUGGGCACGUUCUACAGAGAGUUCCAGAACCCGCCGCAGCUCGCCAGCCUCUCGCUGCACAUCAGCGCUCAGUCCAUGGCCGACGACCUGGACUCUCUACCUGAAAAACUCGCAGUCUACGAGAAAAACAUGGACGAGUUUGAUGCGUUCGUCGACAUGCUGCAGUAA